UUGAAAAUAGUUCGUUUGAUUCUCAGCGAUUGAUUUUUAAAAUGAGUGGUAUUAUUCAUGAGAAAUUGCAUUCGGAUUAUUUGGAUUCUAAAGGAUGUUUCGUAGAAAGUCUUCCUAGAGAUCCAAAAGAAAAAGACGAAUACGAACAAAAGUUAAAAGCACUGAGCAAUGAAAUUGUCUACUCGUUAGCCAAAAUGAAAAUGAACGACGAAAGGCCGAAUCCUUUAAUUGAUUUGGAUUCCGCAUCUAAAAAUUAUCGCUUUAAUACAAAACACGAAGACGAAUUGUUGAAAAUUACAGAAAGAUUUAUCAAGUGUUUUCAAAAUUCGUGUCCCAAUCGUGCCGAACCUUUUCUAAUUGUUUUCAACGAAUGUGGCACUAAAAAAUUAAUUACAACAUAUCUUGAACCAGUCUCUUUGCACUAUUACGAAUUAUUUGAAUGGCAAUCAUGUUCUAAAUUUAUAGCAGAUUUCAUGAAAUAUAAAUGUUUAGAAUGCCCAAUACGCACACCAAUAAUUGUUCCGUCUCCCAAAUUUUCUGUUGAAAAACAAGAAGGAAAUAGUUUAGAUCUUAGUAUGAUCUUAUAUUGUCUACUGUCUGCAUCACUUUAUGAUGUUUACAUCGUACAUGGAUAUGCAUCUCUCGAGGUUUGCGAAAUGGAUGAAAGAAACAAAUCUAAUCCUCCUCUGGAUGAAGAUCCAUUUGAUGAUGAUGAGCAGAUACUAAAAGAAACUCCAAAAGAAGUGACAAAAUAUAUACCGAAACCUCCGAUGCAGUUUUAUAGCAAAUAUGAUAAAACAAUGGGCAUAAAACAUGAAACAUGUGAAGAAAACAAUGUGUCAAAUAUGGACGAAGAUAACGCUUGUAAUGAAUCCAAUGAAAAUAACAGCAAUGAUGAUGCCAGCGUUAAAUCUGAAAAAGAAAUUAAAGAUCCAUUUUUCAAUCAGCGUGUACAUUUUUGGAUCUUAGUCAAAGCCGGAAAGAAUGGAAUUACUUGCGAUUUUUUUAUCGAACCAUCAACCGGUGAAAGAAUAAAUUUAAAUUCUCCUGAUUAUAGAUUUGUCGAAGCUGUUUGGAACAGCAGUAAUUUUUGGAUUAACUUAAGAUCUAAGAAACAGAAUGCGUUAUUUGAUUUGAAAAAUGAGAAAUUUUGGAUGAAAGUUUUCCCCAUUAAAUUAAAUACCAGUACAGCAGAAAAUAAUAAAUCUUCAUUAAUUAAUGACCAAAUAGUUAUGCCCGUAUCUUGGACAGAACCCUUUAAUAUAUCUAGCAAAGAUUUUUAUAGAAGAUUUCCUAAUGGAGCAAAAUUAAGAUGUUAUAGUUGUUUAAAAUAUCAGAGAUUCGCACCUUUUUAUUCUGAUGACGGACUUAUAAGUGAAAUUGAUUACUAUUCUGAUAAAGAUUACAAAUCACUGAUAAAAGUUGAAAAAGUUUUUAAAAAUCGAAACGAUAAUAUGAAGAAACAAAUUAUAGAUCGUCAAAAACAGACAAUCCAUGAAUACUUUUUACCAUUUAGAAAGGAUAGUUUAAAAGAACAUAUUUAUAAUGUGGACGACUCGAAGAAACCAGACGAUGAAAGAACAAUGAUUUUCUAUAGUGAUUCAAGAUUAGAUGGUUUAAAUAAAUUAGUUCGAACUACAGAUAAGCUUACAGAAGAAUAUACUGCAAGAGAAGAUAGACUUUGUGAAAGAACUAUCAGAUAUCACAAUGUUAGCAUUUUGCUUCGUCUAGCUGCAAAAGACAAUUCAGACUUUAAAAUUUUAAGUAUCGAAGAAACGUUUUCAAGAAACUACGAUCUUUCUGCCGAUCAAGAUAUUUAUAAGAAAAGAUAUUUAAUAGAAGAUGAGACGUAUCUUUUAAAAUUUCAAACGGCAGAUGAUUGCAUUAGCCAUUCUCUUAUAGACAUAAUAAAACCAAAAGAGAAGAAAAAAGGACAUGGUUUUGUAUUUACUCACGAAAUGUGGUCUGGAUUUCAGGCGUGCACAGGACCAGCCAAUUAUAAGUUAGCAGAUUUAUACCUCUUAGUUGCCAAUUUAAUUGAAAGUGAAGCUCAAGCAAUUGCCUCUUUGCAAAAUGUUAAACAAGAAAUUCAAACCAUUCUGGACAGUCGUGAACAAGAAAAAGCUGCAUUGAAAUUAAAACAUAAUAUAUAUGAAAUGCAAAAAGUAGACAUACUACAAAAAGAAGAAAAGCAGAUUGAAGAAGAAGCUCCAGAAACACAAAAACUGACAAACGAAAUUAGCCUAGAUUACCUAAAACCAUACUUAGCCAAGUUAGGGUAUCCGGAAAUUUUGAAUGAUAGACAAGCCAACAAAGUUUAUAACGAUUGUUUAACAGAUUAUCAAAAGCUUCUAAAUAGCAGAGGCGAAAGAAUAAGAACGCAAUUAAAAAAUGAUAGAACAAUAUUAAAAGAAAAACAAAAUUGGUUCAAGAUUCAUCAAAUCGACUUAAACAAACAAGAGCUAGAAGAGUAUUUACAAUUAAUUAAAAAAAUGAAUUUGGUUAUUAGUGUCAGCGAGAGUAGGUUAAAAUGGCAUACGGAAACAAAAGAAACGAAAAUAAGUAAUCUGAAGAAAAAACUAAAAGACGAUCCAAGAUUGCGAGACCACGUGUAACGGCAAAAAAAUAAUUUAUUUCAAAUUGGAUUAAUAUAAAAAUUUUAAA
This is a messenger RNA of Centruroides sculpturatus (bark scorpion), 2664 nucleotides long. Its product is annotated as dynein regulatory complex subunit 7-like. The transcript has 18 exons. The record is from RefSeq and is a predicted model, not a curated record. Lineage: Eukaryota; Metazoa; Arthropoda; Arachnida; Scorpiones; Buthidae. Gene Ontology annotation, biological process: flagellated sperm motility. Gene Ontology annotation, cellular component: motile cilium. Bases 42 to 2615 code for a protein of 857 amino acids.